AUGUCAACAGAAAUUAAUGAAAAGCCAAGCAAUGGCAAAAAUAAACAUAAUCUAACACCUGCACAGAAACAACAAAAAGAAUUAGAAAAACUAUUUGAAAGAAUAGACAAACCUGUACAGAUUCCAACACCUCCACCCACGGAUAAGAAUCCAGUUCCGCCUCCCAAAGACUUUGUUCGCAAUGUGUCAGGUUCAAGUGCUGGUGCUGGUAGUGGUGACUUUCAUGUGUACAGAGCACAAAGAAGAAGGGAGUAUGCGCGCUUAAAGUUUAUGGAGGAUCAAGAAAAGCAGGAAAAGGAACAAAGAGAAUAUCAAGAAAGAUUAGCACGUUUACGUGAAGAAGAUGAAGAACGUACAGCAAAAAAGAGAGCAAAACGUCAAAGGCGUAAUAAGAAAAAACAAGAAAAGAGCAAUAACAUAGAAGAAAAGAAAGAGAAAGAAGAAGAAAAGGAAAGGGCAUAA
Rhizopus microsporus ATCC 52813 is the source of this 462-nucleotide messenger RNA. RefSeq names its product DUF1168-domain-containing protein. The coding region runs from base 1 to 462 and encodes 153 amino acids. Gene Ontology annotation, molecular function: double-stranded RNA binding; protein kinase binding; protein kinase inhibitor activity. NCBI's taxonomy places the organism in Eukaryota, Fungi, Mucoromycota, Mucoromycetes, Mucorales, Rhizopodaceae. Gene Ontology annotation, biological process: negative regulation of protein kinase activity. The record is from RefSeq and is a predicted model, not a curated record. The transcript has 3 exons. Gene Ontology annotation, cellular component: nucleolus.